AAAACAUUUAAUGAGCAGAGCUGGAGUUUACUGAGUUGUUUUCAUCUCCUCUGUAAUCACGGGAGCACCAAGUCAGCACCCUGUACCUCAAGAUCUGAUGACCAACGCCGGCAGGCUGUGCAGGGUGAAGGCUUUGGAAAGACUGGGUUUCUACCAACACUGCACAACAGAGCUUCAUUUCAAGAGUCAGCGAAGGUGAAGUCCACGAACAUGUACUUUCCCCCAGGCAUUUUCUGAAACCCUUUGAGGAGGCUCAUGAGGAGACUCAAGCAGCCAGCACCAGGCUGUGCAUACUAAACAGUUUUCGAAUGAAAUCCAUCAGGCUCAGGAAGUCCAGCUGGACCCAAGGAUCCCAGCAGGCGCCCCUGCACAGAGGCCCUUCCAGUCGGACACCUCUGAGGACAGCUGGUGCCCACCCUGCUGAUCCUGUGCCUUGAACCAGGGCUGUGUCAGGUUGCUGUGCGGAAGUGUCGAUGUUUGUUCCUGAUUGCUGGAGGCCAUGGCUUCAGUGUCCCCUAAGCUGAGAGCCUGUGGUGGGCAGGACAGCUGUCCUCAGCGAGGGCCCCUGUGCCCGGCCCUGAGUGUGCGCCAUGGGCCUGCUCGCCUACCUGAAGACACAGUUCGCCGUGCACCUGCUCAUUGGCUUCGUCUUUGUGGUCAGUGGGCUAGUUAUCAACUUUGUGCAGCUGUGCACGCUGGCCCUGUGGCCCAUCAACAAGCAGCUCUACCGUCGCCUCAACUGCCGCCUGGCCUACUCCCUCUGGAGCCAGUUGGUGAUGCUGCUGGAGUGGUGGUCCUGCACCGAGUGCACACUCUUCACCGACCAGGCCACUGUGGACCACUUUGGGAAGGAGCACGUGGUUGUCAUCCUCAACCACAACUUCGAGAUCGACUUCCUAUGUGGGUGGACCAUGUGCGAGCGCUUUGGCGUGCUGGGGAGCUCCAAGGUCCUGGCCAAGAAGGAGCUGCUGUACGUGCCCCUCAUCGGCUGGACGUGGUACUUCCUGGAGAUUGUAUUCUGCAAACGGAAGUGGGAAGAGGACCGAGAUACCGUCAUAGAGGGGCUGAAGCGCCUGGCUGACUACCCUGAGUACAUGUGGUUCCUCCUGUACUGUGAAGGAACGCGCUUCACAGAGACCAAACACCGUGUCAGCAUGGAGGUAGCCACCUCCAAGGGACUGCCGCCGCUGAAGUACCACCUGCUGCCACGGACCAAGGGCUUUACCACGGCAGUUCAGUGCCUGCAAGGGACAGUGGCAGCUGUCUACGAUGUGACCCUGAAUUUCAGAGGAAACAAGAACCCGUCUCUACUGGGAAUCCUCUAUGGGAAGAAGUACGAGGCGGACAUGUGUGUAAGGAGGUUCCCUCUUGAGGACAUCCCACAGGACGAGCAGGAGGCGGCACAGUGGCUGCACAAGCUCUACCAGGAGAAGGACGCACUACAGGAGAUGUACAAGCAGAAGGGCAUCUUUCCAGGGGAGCAGAUCAAGCCUGCCCGGAGGCCGUGGACACUGUUGAACUUCCUGUGCUGGGCCACCUUGCUCCUUUCACCCCUCUUCAGCUUUGUCUUGGGCGUCUUCGCCAGCGGGUCCCCUCUUCUGAUACUCACAUUCCUAGGGUUUGUGGGUGCAGCAUCCUUUGGAGUCCGCAGACUGAUAGGAGUGACAGAAAUAGGAAAAGGGUCCAGCUACGGAAACCAGGAAUUUAAGAAAAAGGAAUAAUUGAUGGUUGUGAUUGAAUGCAUAUAACCUGACGUGGUAUCCAAUUAACUCAAUUAAAAACAGAACAACACAUACAGAGCAAGGAGAAAGAGACACUUAGAAACUAUUUUUCUUAUUAACUGGUGACUAAUAUUAACCAAUAAAACUUGAGCCAAGAGCAAAGAACUGAGAAGGCCUGCCAGGUGAAGAUGGCGCUCAGCUCCCAUCGGGCAGGAUCCCCUGCCCACCUGCCUGCCACGGACUGAAGCCCCAGAGGCCAACGUUCUGGGCUGUGCACCACAGUUGGCUCCUUGUGGGGUGUCACCGUCUCUCCAGAGCUCCGCUUCCAAAGGGGGCCUUUGGCUGCUUUCUCUUCUUAAACUUAGAUGGAGGUUUUUGUUUUUAUCGGUAUUUCAGGAACUUAACCUGGCCCCUCAGCUCUUCCCCUGCGCCCCUCAACACUGGCUCCUUGUGAAUCUUCUGCUGUCUCUGGGGUGGUCAGCACAUCCCAGCCCCCAGAGAGCUGCUGUUCUCUGCUUGGCACCUUCACUUCCAGGCCCUGAGGCGGGGCUGGAGAAGUCCUGAGUGAUAAGCACACACUGAAUGUAAAGCGCACGCGUUUUGAGUGCAUCCCGUCUGCCUCUCUGUCCCCUCAUGAUGGGGCUGGCAGAAUCGAGCGCCUGUUUUGUUUUCUGCAGCCCUGCCCACCCUGCUUCCUGUUUAACUCUGUGUAGACAUCUCGCAUCUCUUAAAGUGAGUGGACCAUGUAGAGAUCAUUGAACCCCAAGGUCUUCCUGCUCCCAGAGCCGGCGUCUCUCUCUUCCUCUCUCUUCCGCCACUGCGCUGGGGUCAGGUACAGGGGCUGCGGUUGGCAGGACCCACGGAUUUUUUUGGAGAAGUAGUGGCACCAGUAAGUCCCUUUCUUCAUUUGAGAGUGUCAUCCAGAGACUGUCAAUCUUGAGCCUGUGGGCAUCUGGAGAGUUUUUACUUGGUUUGAGGAUGGCUCACCACCUCCUGAGGAGAACAGGAAGUGAAGGUCUCCCUCCCUCACCCUCUGUGGGGCACAAUGUGUCCUCAGGGAGGCUAUCCCUGUCCAGACAGGUUCCUUGAGGCCCUGAGGCCCACUCCCCACCUCUACAACAGCCCUGCAGAAGACAGAGUGUCUCCAUCUGCACUCAGUGUCUUCAGCAAAGUCCCUUGUCCCACCUGCAGAUGUUUCUUCUGGCAGCAUAGCUUAGCUUGGUAUAUGGUGGCUGCUGGACCACCUGGAGUAGUAGGCAGGUCUCUCCUGUGUUGGGCAUCCAUGCUGAGCUUCCCGCAGCCUCUUUAUCAUCACACUCCUGUCACCUUUAGCAAGGGGGAGAUUUGGGUGUUCGCUGGCACGUGGAACCAGCGUUCUGAAGGUAGACAGAUUGAGCCUCGGGAAAACCCAGCGGAAAGAGGCAGGAAAGUUACAAAGGAGAUGGAGAAGUAGAUUCUGCAUAAGUCCUGGGUGUGUCAGGGACCAGGAAGGCAGCCUGGGGUCUGUGGAAAGGGGAGCAAUGGGCCAGUCUCCAUGGUCACAAGCUGUUCACAGGGGCAAUGGCUGAGCAUGAUGCCUUGUGAUGGCUUCACUGAGGAACACACUUUGACCUCUCCCUCCUCUCAGCACGGCCCCACAGGCCCCGGGUGCUGCGCCACCCAGGGUUUCCUUUCUUUUCCUCCCGUGACAUGCUGUUCCUUGUCCUCUGUGUGCCCUGGCUCAUGUCGUUGCUGAGUCACUAACACUGGGCGCUUGCAGCAGUGCAGGGCCACCAUGCGCACUCCGGCCCAGCAGUGCAUCUGGGCUUCUGCGCUGUGCGAUCUGCAGCUCUGGCUUUCCCAGAGCCCCCUCCCCAGCUGACAUGCGAGGGCUAAGCACUGCGCUGAAGAUCAGGGCUUUACCCCUGAGACCCCUUAUUCUGGCCCAGCUCUGCUAGCACCUUGACACCAAGCCUUCCAAGAGCAAUAAAAACCACGCUGUGAAUGUUUGGGCUUUUUUUUUUUUUUUUUUUAAUGUGGGUGUGGGAGACGGUGGAUUUUGCUUUCAUCUGCUUCUGAAGAAGGGGGUAGGAGUGCUCCUUUGAUUUUUAAAUUAAAUUCAUAUAUGUCAGAAUAGUGCUUUCUCUUUUCCUUUACCCCACUCCUGAAUUGUGCGCUGCUGGCGUUCUGUUAGAUUCAGGCAGUGUUGGGGCAUUUUGACACCCUCCGCAUAUCUGUGCUGGCCACCAUGGGACAACACUGUCCAGGCCUGGGGGCCAAGGCCUGAGCAGAGAAGUGGGCUGGUCCUGGGGCUUCCAGGAGACUCCUAGGACCCCAGGCCCUGCCCUUGGGUGCCCUAUCUGGGACAUGGUCUCCUGGGCCACUCACCACCUGCCUGUGUCUUCUGACACAGUCCCAAGCCAGGUGCCUUGGGGUCCCACCCUCCCUGAGGGCUUGUCCAUUGUCCUCAUGGUCUUCCCACACUGUGUCUUGGCUGUGGUUCUCCCAGUCAGCUCACAUAGACUUGGCUGGGCCUGUGUGAGCUGAGGGAGAAGCGGGGUUCUGCCGGGGCCACUGGAAGUUGCUAGGCCUCCCACAUGUCUGCAGCAUUUCCCAGUGCCUUCUGGCUUCUAGGGACCUGUUCUGUCUUGGGGCCUCUUUGAACAUGGUAAGGAGGCAGGCGGGAAGCUGGGAGGACACUGAGUGGUCAGAGAAGGCAUUUCCUACAUCAGGGACUGUCUUUCUCAAAGUAAGGCCUCAGGAAAGUCUGAAACGGCUACAUACUGAGAAGGCUUUUGACCCAGAGACAAAAAAGCCCUGCUGACUGGCACUGGGUGAUGGCACACCAAAAACAGCUCUCUUCCCUCCUGAGAGGCACAAAGGUCCUUGCCCUCAGGCAUAGAGCCUGGUUGAAGAGCUGAGUGCUGUGUGUAUAAACCAACACUAACACACAACAGCAAUGUGAGCAACCCUUGUUUGUAAGAAGUAACGCAGGUGUAAGCCUGGCUUGUCUCCCGCUCUCGGGCCAUGCACCAUGAUGUAAAAGCAUCCCUCCAUUUAGCUGGCCAAGGUGUCCCUGAGCACUGGUGUCAACCUGCAAAGCCUGAGAUGCAGUGGUGACCCAGCUUCGAAUUGCACCCACAGCAGACCAUGCACUGUCACGAGGCCAUCCAUAAGCAUCCUGAUGGGUUUGGGACAAGGAACAAGUGGCUCUCUGCAUGUGGCUUUGUGUCUGCCGAAGACAUAAGACAAACCCAAUAUAACCUCUCCCGCCUGCCAACUUCCAUUCAGCUGCCUGUCUCCUGCCCCAGCAAGCCGCAUGCAAGCCCUGGCAUGCGACAGGAGGUGCCCAGCAGGGUAGUGUAGCCUCUGGCCCCUCCGCAGCAUAGCUGGUCUCAGGGCAAACCUUCGAGCCAGAAAUGCCUGCCUUUCUUCUAGAAACAGCACAUCUCAGCCUUUCUCUAAUGGCCACCCCAAACCAAAGGCAACCUGCCCGUAGCAUCCUGGUCCUGGGGCCCACAAGAGGGAGUGACCCACAGACCUGGGCUCUGGCUUUGGGCCAGAGUCCUACUGUGGGCUGUCAGAGCGGGUGCUGAGCCUUGGACUUCUGACUCUCUCAUAUUGGGGCCAGGAUUCAAAAACACAGGGACAGUUUGGGGUAUAGUGUCACAGUAUGAUCUGCCUGACUUCCUAGGUGGACCCAUGAAUUAAAUUUAUGUCAAGUACGUGCUGCUUGUCAAUUCAAGGGAAAUGUGGUAUUCUCACAGACUGUGUCAGAGCCCAGGAAGUCACCAUGGAUGCCAGCCCAGUCCAUCCAGGCAACAUGGCAGUAUCUGCCCAGAUGGCUGAGUUGUGGCAAAUCUUCAGUCUUUGCACUAAUGAGGUCAUCUGAAGCUUUUGUUUCUAACUUUUCAGUUUCCUAACUUGCUGUUGCAAAAGUACUGGACAGAAGUCGAACUGUGAAUGAGACACUGAAAUGCACUAAAUUGUAUUAAAUUAAACUGGAGUUACUUGACCGGUGAAGAAAUGCAUCCGAUCUACUUGUAUUUAUUGUCUCAGAAUUGUACGUUGUGACAAUCAAAUGUUGUUUGCCUCAAAGCCAGGAAACUCAACUGGCUUCAUCAUAGAGCUCGCCAGCACAUACUGUAACUGUACACAGACAGCUUUCUCUGUAAAACCACACCAUAUUCCUAGUGCCGCCCAUGACAGAAGUUAGGUUCUUUUUCUAUUACUGAGAAAUCACCAUACCUGCUGGCCAGUUUUAAAGGGACACAUUGUAUACAGGGUGCAAUGUAUUAUACAGCUGCUUCCUUUUGUACUCUUCAUUUUUACAAGUUUUGCUACUCACAAGCUUUAUAGAGUGGAGAGGGGAGGUGCUCUGCUGGGAGCUGGUGGUGACCUUGUAGGCCGGUGUCCCAAGGAGCGGCUGUACCAGCUGCUGUGCAGAGCUCCCUCCCACUCGGCCACAGUGGGGAGCGCGCACUUGGUGUUAUUUUCUGGGUAAGAUGCCCCAGGCAUCACAUUUGUUUGUUAAAAAUGCUGCUGUGAAAGAGAGGAAUGAAAUGUCCACAAUAUAAGAGAAGGUGACUCUUGGCCUCCUUUUGUUUUCUUUCUGGUCUAUGUGGACUUUUGGGGGGACUUUUCUCUGGGGAAUAACCAUGACCACCUCCCAGGUCCUGACCUUUUGGAGGUCUCAACCUGCCACCUAAGCUCCUGAUCCUGAGCCUGUGUCUUCUGGAAGGAGCUGAGGAGACCUGGCAAAAAGCAUAGAGGCUCAGCUGGCACAGGAAAUGUACUGAGUAACCCACAUUCAAAGCCAGGCUUUCAUUCAAAGCAGGCAUAUGUAGGCCCAAACCUUAAAGGCAAAUUCUACUGAGAAAACCAAGGAGUCCCCCUUUCUGCUUUUUUAAAAAGAAUAAAAACAAAAACUUU
Molecule: messenger RNA, 6632 nt
Organism: Octodon degus (degu)
Lineage: Eukaryota; Metazoa; Chordata; Mammalia; Rodentia; Octodontidae
Gene: Agpat3
Product: 1-acylglycerol-3-phosphate O-acyltransferase 3
Exons: 11
Coding region: 591-1721 (376 amino acids)
Cellular component (GO): endomembrane system; endoplasmic reticulum
Molecular function (GO): 1-acylglycerol-3-phosphate O-acyltransferase activity
Source: RefSeq, a predicted model, not a curated record